This is a messenger RNA of Anopheles cruzii, 1426 nucleotides long. It is a transcript of the gene Vps16B, whose product is annotated as vacuolar protein sorting-associated protein 16B. The coding region runs from base 1 to 1353 and encodes 450 amino acids. The transcript is spliced from 6 exons. Lineage: Eukaryota; Metazoa; Arthropoda; Insecta; Diptera; Culicidae. Gene Ontology annotation, biological process: intracellular protein transport; vacuolar transport. The record is from RefSeq and is a predicted model, not a curated record. Gene Ontology annotation, cellular component: cytoplasm.
AUGGAAUCCAAAGAUGACGACUACUGGAACGAUUCGACUAAUAAAUCGUUCAAUUUCGACGAAGAAGAUGUGGCAGUGCUGGAAAUACCUUCGCACAGUAGCACCAACAAACGGAGCCUUUUCGGUGAAGACACAUCAUCCGAGCUGGCCUACGGAAGUGCGCAUACCGAGCUGCCACUGCACAUGAUAAUUUCGGACGAGAAUCUCGAGCUGGUACUGCAGGAACAAUCUCGCCACAUGAUGACCAUCCCCAAAGGAAUCUCACUGGAGGACGAAGUAAAACUUCUGCGCCGAAAGAUCCAAGAGUUUAACUAUGCCCCAUCCACCGAUUCGGUGCUCCGCAAGCUGAUCUUAGGUCAACCGUGUUCGCUGGAAAUGUUUCGUUCCAUGUGCGAAAAGGAGCAGCUGCUUGAUCAAGCGAUCGCUUCCGGAAGUGGAAAUGCCAUCUUAAGGGUGGUACUCUUUCUCGAUCGUACGCUCAAAAAGAAGCUCUUCUACAGCCUACUACAAACGCGCAACGAAGCCGUGGCCCACUACAUGAACUAUCUGGCGCUGCGCCUGAAAGUUACCGAAUGCACGGAUUUGCUGGUAUUCCUUGGAAGACAUCAUGAAGCCAGCCUUCUGCAAUUUUCAAUAUUCGUAUGCAGCACGUCGAACGUAGAAUUUAAGAAGCAAAGGUUGAAAAAGAUUUACAGUGACUAUUUUUCGCAACCCGGAACGAACACUUUCUAUGCCCAGCUCGUAGUUAACUAUAUGAAUCUGCUGGAGUAUCAAACAAAUGAACUGCAUGCGACCGGUGCGAGUGGCAGAGCCGUCGCCAUCCAGGACAAAUCGGUCCUGGAGACACUGCACUACGUGUGCGGGAAGUACAAAUGGGGCGACACGGCGCUCCAAACGAACGACAAUCCGUUCAAGUUGGCCGAAAACCACCAAGUGUCGCAGGCACAGUUCGAAUGGAUCGCUUUAAAUGAGCGUGCGAAGCAACAGGCGUGGCUCGAUUUCGAUCACAUCUUUGAACGGAAAGCUUGGCUCAAUUUGAAGCAAAAGUCCUUCAAACUGAACAUUCCCGUCGAUCGCAGCAUACUGCGUCUGCACGCGCUGCACGCUCCCGAUCCGGUGCUGAGCACAUUUCUGGCGAAAGUGGAGGAUCCACAGCGACGGUUGGCUUUGGCACGGAAAGUCCAAUGUAAGCACGGCAUCGUAGAUGCACUGGUAUCGCUGAAGGACCGGCCGGAGCUGGAGGAGUACCGAGGCACGCUCGAAAGUGGCACCGAAGAACGGCUCUAUGCCGAGAAUGCCUUAAAAUCGUUGAACAACAAAUGGAAAAGUGAUGCAAUGAAGCUCAUAAAGUAGAAUCUCGACCAUUAUUUGGAAUUCUCAUGACAUAAAGAUCAACCCGCGUCCGUUAUUGGGUGCCAGUGAAUUA